UUCGAUCACAAAGCGUAUCUUUCUCAUGAACCGGUAUGGUACUGCAGAUACGGCCAGAUAGCAAUCAGUGUAAUCGCUAUCUUCAGCUUCGGCUUCAAAGUGGAUCGAGGAGCGGGAAUGACUUGGGCAAUACGUAUUCACGCUAGCUUUGGCUCAAGGAGCACCUACAUCGCUUCAAGUACAUAAGGCCUGACACUUUUGUCUUCCGUUGAGACCUCCAGUGCUAGGCAUAUGUGGUAUCGCAAAGCAUCGCCAAAAACCAUCGCCAAACACAGCCUCACAGCAACAACGCAUCCUAUUUCUUCCAUCUAUCAUGGCUGCAGUCACCCCUAUCCUCGUCACUGAUGACCCUGACAUCGUCCAACAGCCCAUCGUGGAUCGCAAGAUGGCCGACGAAGUCGGUCCAGAAGAUGUCAACCUUGUCCGGUCUGGCCGUCUGAAGAUCGACCUGCUCGUCCUUUCUUGCAUCAUCCUCAUGUUCAUCUUCCUGCAAUUCGACAGGACAAGUCUUGGACAAGCUCUCACAGACAACUUCAGAAAGAUCGCCGGAGUCUCUACUAGCGACAUCAACACCGGCCAGACGCUCUUCACCUUGGCAUUUGUGCUCUUUGAGAUCCCCGCCAAUGUGGCCAUCAAGCGCUUCGGUGUCCACCGCUGGCUCCCUGCUCUGAUGUUCGCCUGGGGUACGGUCACUUGGUGCCAGAUGUUCAUUACUAGCAAGUCAGCCUUCUACGCUACUCGGUUCAUCUUGGCCGCUUGCGAGGCUGGCUUCAUCCCCGGAGCCGCCUUCUACCUUGGACAAUUCUACUCUCGCAAGGAGAUGGCGUUCCGCUACGCUCUCCUCUGGUCAGCGAAUGGCAUCGCCGGUGCCAUUGCUGGAGUUCUGGCACUGGGUCUGCUCAGCCUCAGCGGCACCGGGGGACUCUUUGGUUGGCAGUGGCUCUUCCUGAUUGAAGGUGUCCUCACCUGCGCCAUUGCGGUAUUCGCAGCUCUUCACCUGCCCCAGAGUCCACACGGUGCCACCAGCCACCGCGUCUUCGGUCGCAGCUUUGCCAUCUUGUCCGAAGCGGAGGCAGAGGCCCUGUCGAGUCGCGCUGUCCGCGAUGACCCCACUAAGGCUUCCCAGAGCAGCCGCAAGGUCGCCCUGCGUGACUUUGACAUCCUGUUGGACUGGCGCUUCUACGGCCACGCCGUCUCGGCAUUCCUUUCCUCGAUCAUGUUCACCCCCAUCAACACCUACGGUCCCUCGAUCAUCAAGAGCCUGGGCUUUGCUGGCUACACUGCCAAUGGCCUGAGCAGUGUCGGAUCGGUCCUGUCGCUCAUCACUUCUCUGAGCUUGGCUUGGAACUCUGACAGGACUCGCGAGAGGGGCCUGCACAUCAUGACUGGUUUCCUCAUCUCGGCAGUCGGGCUGCUCUGGCUGGCUGCUCCUCCCAACGGUGUGGCCAAGGGAAUCCUCUAUGCGGGCAUUGUAGUCACCCAGGGCGGCAUGGGUUCCGUACAGGGCAUCAACGCAGCUUGGCUGUCAGAACAUAUCCAAGAGCGUCAGCGACCGGUCGCCCUGGCGUCUUACGUCAUGUCGAUCCAGCUAGCCUCCUUUGUCGGCUCCAACAUCUUCACUGCCGCCGAGGCCCCACGCUACAGCAAAGCCCUGUUUAUCUGCGCCGGCUGUGUCCUGGGCGCAGUCCUCGUAGCGGGCAUCUGGAAGGUGCUGUAUGCAAUUUUGGCAAAAAAAGAUGCGGCAGCAACGCCCGCUGCCUCUGAGUCCAGUCACGAAGAGGACAAGUCGUCGACCUUUUAGAUUUGCGUUCUUCGAACCCGCGCAGCGCUUAGAAAAUGUAGAAAUAACCUUCUUGUACAGUUGCUGUUUGUCACGUGUUUUGUCUUGUCACGCCGUACGGGGUCGGAUCGAAUGCUAGCUGGUUCCGCAAUCCAAUUCGAGUCACGUAAGCUCCUUGUGUUUGAACGGUGUACAGAAGUCUCUGCCCUGGCUGGUGAGGUUGCGCCAUGUCAGCCAGGCAUCGGGGCGGGCUGUUCUGGAGCCUUGCUCAUCUGACUUUCCGCUGCGAUCUCUGUACGAGGAUGCGGCAAGGCCGGGACUACAUCCCCGGCUGUGCG
Molecule: messenger RNA, 2118 nt
Organism: Microstroma glucosiphilum
Lineage: Eukaryota; Fungi; Basidiomycota; Exobasidiomycetes; Microstromatales; Microstromataceae
Product: putative Tartarate transporter
Exons: 1
Coding region: 314-1801 (495 amino acids)
Biological process (GO): transmembrane transport
Cellular component (GO): membrane
Molecular function (GO): transmembrane transporter activity
Source: RefSeq, a predicted model, not a curated record